This is a messenger RNA of Lottia gigantea (owl limpet), 1209 nucleotides long. RefSeq lists its product as hypothetical. The record is from RefSeq and is a predicted model, not a curated record. The transcript has 9 exons. Gene Ontology annotation, molecular function: phosphatidylinositol binding. The coding region runs from base 1 to 1209 and encodes 402 amino acids. NCBI's taxonomy places the organism in Eukaryota, Metazoa, Mollusca, Gastropoda, Lottiidae.
AUGGAAAGUUUAGAUUUGAAUGCCUCAGUAAAAUCUGAUGUGACUGUUUCUAGAAGUUCAAGUCUAAUAGCUAAUUUUAAACUAGAUGAAGAUAUUGAUGCAGAAACAAAAGAUUUGUUUAUUGUUGUUGACGACCCAGAAAAACAUACUAGUACCCUUGAAUCUUAUAUUACAUUCAGAGUUACUACUAAGACCAAUAGAAGUGAAUUUGAAGGUUGUGAAUUAAGUGUAAGAAGAAGAUAUAAUGAUUUCUUAUGGUUAAGACAAAGAUUAGAGGAGUCAUAUUGUACACAUUUAGUACCACCAUUACCAGCUAAACACAGUUUAAAGAGAUUGGAUAGAUUUAGUAAUGAGUUUCUACGAAUCAGACAAGCUGCUCUACAGAAGUUUUUAACACGUCUGGCUGACCAUCCUGUCUUAUCAUUCGACAGAAAUCUUCAUGUAUUUCUUACCGCUAAAGCAUGGGAAUUCCAAUCCCACAAGAAACAGGGUUCUGGUAUACUGUCUAGAGUUACAGAUUCUUUACAUAAUAUGGGAGCAUCUUACAUGAUGAAAAAUAGACCACCAGAGUUUGUCAUCAUGCAUGACUAUACUCAAACAUUUGGUGAAAAAUUAGGAGUUAUGGACCGUAUUUCUCAAAGAAUUCUUAAAGAGGCAACAGAUUACUUAACAGAGAUCAAUGAGUGGGCGCCAUGUUUUACAUUGUGGGCUAAUUCUGAAGAUAAUUUAAAACCAACAUUAUUAGCUAUGUCUAAAACUGUAGAAGACUGUGCCAAAGAACUCAAAGAUAUGUUGGAUUGCACUGAUGAUAAUUUUGCUCAGCCAUUAAAAGAAUAUGUAUUGUAUACAGAGGCUGUGAAGGGUGUUUUAAGAAGAAGAGAUGCCAUGCAGAUGGAAUAUGAUAUGAUAGUAGAAGAAUUAGGGAAGAAAAAAGAAGAGAGAGAACAGUUAACUCAACAAAUGGACAUGUUAAAUGAUAGAAUGGUGGUAGCUAAUGCUGAUUUAAAGGCUGAUAUGGAUAGAUGGCAUAUUAAUAAACAAAGAGAUAUGAAAGACAUAUUUCUCAAUAUGGCUGAUAGAAACAUACAGUAUUAUGAAAAGUGUUUAGAGAAGUGGGAAGCUAUGGUAUGUAAUAUCCAAGUUAAAGAAGAAAAACAAGAAACAUCAGUCGUUACUGAGGAUGGAUUGAUAGUGUCCAAUUCCACAUAG